GAAGGUGACUGUCCAAGAGGGAAAUCAGUGGACCUUAAACUCUGGGUCAGCUUGCUGAUAAAAGCAGCAAGCGGCUGGGAAAGUACAAGAGCCCUUCCCUGACUGGAGAAGUCUUGCUUUUGUUGUGCCACUGCCGAGGCUGCCCAUUCUCCCACCUCAGCACCCCCAAGUAAAUGAGCAGAAAUCUUGAAAAGGAGAGAACACGGCAGGAACGUCUGGAAAGGACAUGGCUCAGAGAAGGGUGCAGAACAAGGAGGCCACGCCCUACCUUUAUGUCCCCUCCCUAAAAGAUUCUUACAUUUUCAAAGUGGUUCUUCUGGGAAGCACGGCUGUAGGAAAGUCAAGCCUAGCCUAUCGUUAUGUGAAGAAGGACUUCCGGGACUCUCUGCCUACUGUGGGCUGUUCCUUCUUCACGCAGGUUCUAAGUUUGGAUAACACCACAAUUAAGCUUGAGAUCUGGGACACUGCAGGCCAAGAGAAGUACCAUAGUGUCUGCCAUCUCUAUUACAGAGCAGCGAAUGCUGCUGUUUUGGUUUAUGAUAUAACGAGGAAGGAAAGUUUGGAGAAAGCAAAAGUGUGGCUGUCAGAACUGGAGAAGGAAUUCCUUCCUGAUGAAAUAAUUAUAGCUUUGGUUGGCAAUAAACUGGACCUUUCUGCUGAACGGGAGGUCACAUUACAGGAGGCAAAGGAUUUUGCACAAACAAAGAACCUGCAGUACAUGGAAACCUCUGCAAAAUCUAAUUACCAAGUGACAGAACUCUUCGUGUCUCUGGCUCAUGAAUUGUUAAAACAAGAACAACAGAGAGAGAAGACAUUUCAAUCAACACAAUGGAAGAAAUCACGUGUUGAUCUGCGAGAAACAAGUUUUCCCCAAACGAAAUGCUGCCAAGCAAUCUGAGAUUAGUUGUUCGGUGUGGCUGGCGUUGCUGCUGCAGUAAAAAAUGGAAGCCCGCUUCUCCAAGCCGGAGGGUUUGCUCUGCUUUAUGUGCCUACCUCAUUCAUUGUCACUGUGAAAAGACAUUAAAAAGUAAUAAUAAUAAUAAUAAUAAUAAUAAUAAUAAUACAGUGGUACCUCGGGUUAAGAAUUUAAUUUGUUCUGGAGGUCCAUUCUUAACCUGGAACUGUUCUUAACCUGAGGUACCACUUUAGCUAAUUUCUGUUCUCAUCCUGAAGCAAAGUUCUUAACCUGAGGUACUAUUUCUGGGUUAGCAGAGUCUGCAACCUGAAGUGUCUGUAACCCAAGGUACCACUGUAAUAAAAUUUUAUUUGUAUCCCGCCCUCCCUGGCUGAGGCCGGGCUCAGAGCAGCUAACAUCAUAAAAACAAGACACACUUCCAAAUUAUUUGUAAAAGCUUUCAAUAGUAUAGUUUUUCUUUGGUAUCCAAAUGUAAUAAAGAGAAUAAAUAGAA
This is a messenger RNA of Podarcis raffonei (Aeolian wall lizard), 1409 nucleotides long. RefSeq names its product RAB17, member RAS oncogene family (gene RAB17). Gene Ontology annotation, molecular function: GTP binding; GTPase activity. The record is from RefSeq and is a predicted model, not a curated record. The coding region runs from base 227 to 898 and encodes 223 amino acids. Gene Ontology annotation, cellular component: endosome. The transcript is spliced from 6 exons. Lineage: Eukaryota; Metazoa; Chordata; Lepidosauria; Squamata; Lacertidae.